This is a messenger RNA of Tachyglossus aculeatus (Australian echidna), 4711 nucleotides long. RefSeq names its product protein phosphatase 1 regulatory subunit 12A (gene PPP1R12A). Gene Ontology annotation, biological process: signal transduction. Bases 5 to 3106 code for a protein of 1033 amino acids. The transcript is spliced from 25 exons. Gene Ontology annotation, molecular function: enzyme inhibitor activity; phosphatase regulator activity; protein kinase binding. The record is from RefSeq and is a predicted model, not a curated record. Gene Ontology annotation, cellular component: cytoplasm; A band; Z disc. NCBI's taxonomy places the organism in Eukaryota, Metazoa, Chordata, Mammalia, Monotremata, Tachyglossidae.
GGGGAUGAAGAUGGCGGACGCCAAGCAGAAGCGGAACGAGCAGCUGAAGCGCUGGAUCGGGUCCGAGACGGACCUGGAGCCGCCCGUCGUCAAGCGCCAGAAGACCAAGGUGAAGUUCGACGACGGCGCCGUGUUCCUGGCCGCCUGCUCCAGCGGCGACGCCGACGAGGUCCUCAAGCUGCUGCACCGCGGCGCCGACAUCAACUACGCCAAUGUGGACGGGCUCACCGCCCUGCACCAGGCUUGCAUUGAUGACAACGUAGAUAUGGUGAAAUUUCUGGUGGAAAAUGGAGCAAAUAUUAAUCAACCUGAUAAUGAAGGCUGGAUACCACUCCAUGCAGCUGCUUCCUGUGGAUAUUUAGAUAUAGCCGAAUUUUUAAUUGGUCAUGGAGCCCAUGUAGGAGCUGUCAAUAGUGAAGGAGAAACACCGUUAGAUAUUGCUGAGGAGGAGGCCAUGGAAGAAUUGCUUCAAAAUGAAGUGAAUCGUCAAGGGGUCGAUAUAGAAGCAGCUCGAAAGGAAGAAGAACGGAUAAUGCUUAGAGAUGCAAGACAGUGGCUUAAUAGUGGACACAUAAAUGAUGUCAGACAUGCUAAAUCAGGUGGUACAGCCCUGCAUGUAGCUGCUGCUAAAGGGUACACUGAAGUCUUAAAACUCUUAAUACAGGCAAGCUAUGAUGUAAAUAUUAAAGAUUUUGAUGGCUGGACACCACUUCAUGCUGCAGCACACUGGGGUAAAGAAGAAGCAUGUCGAAUUUUAGUGGAAAAUUUAUGUGAUAUGGAGAUGGUCAACAAAGUGGGUCAGACAGCAUUCGAUGUAGCCGACGAAGACAUUUUAGGAUAUUUAGAAGAACUGCAAAAGAAACAGAAUCUGCUUCAUAGUGAAAAACGAGAAAAGAAAUCUCCACUAAUUGAGUCUACAGCCAACAUGGACAAUAAUCAAUCCCAGAAAACAUUUAAAAAUAAAGAAACCCUGAUUAUCGAGCCAGAGAAAAAUGCAUCCAGUAUUGAAUCUUUAGAGCAAGAAAAGGCAGAUGAAGAAGAAGAAGGGAAAAAGGAUGAAUCCAGUUGCUCUAGUGAAGAAGAUGAUGAAGAUGAUUCUGAAUCGGAAGCUGAAACAGAUAAGAGCAAACCUACACCAUCAGCUCCAAAUGCCAAUACCUCCAGUACCCAGCCUGCUUCGGUUGCCGUGACAGCACCUUCUAUUCCCACUGGACAGGCGACACCCACAUCACCUAUUAAAAAGUUUCCAACCUCUACAACCAAGGUUUCUCCCAAAGAGGAGGAGAGAAAAGAUGAAUCCCCCGCUUCUUGGAGGUUAGGCCUUAGAAAGACUGGCAGUUACGGAGCACUUGCUGAAAUCACAGCUGCAAAAGAAGCUCAGAAAGACAAGGACUCUGCAGGUGUUAUGCGUUCAGCUUCAAGUCCCAGGCUUUCUUCUUCACUAGAUAACAAAGAAAAGGAGAAAGAUAGUAAAGGAACUAGACUUGCAUAUGUUGCACCUACAAUACCAAGACGAUUAGCCAGUACAUCUGACAUUGAAGAGAAAGAAAACAGAGACUCCUCUUCUGCUUUACGAACGAGUAGCUCCUACACAAGAAGAAAAUGGGAAGAUGACAGCAAGAAAAAUAGCUCAAUUAAUGAAGGAUUAGGAUCAUAUUAUAAAAGUUGCUCCUUUGGUAGAAGACAAGAUGAUUUGAUUAGUUCUAGUGUUCCAAGCACCACAUCAACACCAACAGUUACCUCUGCUGCCGGGCUUCAGAAAAGCCUGCUUUCCAGCACAAGCACUACCACAAAGAUUACAACGGGUUCUUCUACAGCUGGCACACAAAGCAGUACCUCAAAUCGUUUGUGGGCUGAGGAUAGUUCUGACAAAGAAAAAGACAAUGUUCCUACGGCAGUGACCCUUCCUGUUGCGCCAACUGUUGUAAAUGCUGCGGCUUCUACCACAACCAUGACUACUGCUGGCACUGUGUCCGCAACAUCAGAGGUCAGGGAGAGACGCAGAUCGUACCUCACUCCUGUUCGAGAUGAAGAAUCAGAAUCCCAAAGAAAAGCAAGAUCUAGACAAGCAAGACAGUCCAGAAGAUCCACACAGGGGGUGACAUUGACUGAUCUUCAGGAAGCUGAAAAAACUAUAGGAAGAAGUCGUUCAACUCGAACCAGAGAACAGGAGAAUGAAGAGAAAGAGAAAGAGGAAAAAGAAAAACAAGACAAAGAAAAACAAGAAGAGAAGAAAGAAUCGGAAAUAUCUAGGGAGGAUGAAUAUAAGCAAAAAUAUUCCAGAACAUAUGAGGAGCCCUAUCAACGUUACAGACCAGUAUCAACUUCAAGUUCGACUACUACGUCAUCCUCUUCACUUUCCACUAUCAGUAGCUCACUCUAUGCUUCAAGUCAAUUAAACCGGCCAAACAGCCUCAUAGGUAUUACGUCGGCAUACUCCAGAGGUUCAACAAAGGAUAAUGAAAGAGAAGGGGAUAAAAGGGAGGAAGAAAAAGAAGGAGAAGAUAAAUCACAGCCCAAAUCAAUAAGGGAACGACGGCGACCAAGAGAGAAACGGAGAUCUACUGGAGUCUCAUUCUGGACACAAGAUAGUGACGAAAACGAGCAGGAGCAACAGUCUGACACAGAUGAGGGAACGAAUAAGAAGGAAUCUCAGGCUGAUGCUCUUUCAAGAUAUGAAACAGGAUCCACUGGGACAUCAUCUAGUGACCGUUAUGAUUCCUUACUGGGCCGUUCUGGGUCAUAUGGUUAUUCAGAAGAAAGAAAACCUUACUGUAGCAGGCUAGAGAAGGAAGAAACAACAGACUUCAAGAAGCUGUAUGAACAAAUUCUGGAGGAAAAUGAAAAACUGAAAGCGCAGCUACAUGACACGAACAUGGAACUGACUGAUCUAAAAUUGCAAUUGGAAAAAGCUACCCAGCGUCAGGAAAGAUACGCCGACAGGUCACUAUUGGAAAUGGAAAAACGGGAACGAAGAGCUCUAGAAAGAAGAAUAUCUGAAAUGGAAGAGGAGCUCAAAAUGCUUCCAGAUCUGAAAGCAGACAACCAGAGGCUAAAAGAUGAAAAUGGGGCCUUGAUCAGGGUUAUAAGCAAACUUUCCAAAUAAAAAAGGUUUUACUCCAGCAGCAAGCGACGGCAUUGCCCAUGACCAGUAACUUCAUUGGACCAUAGCUGGCAGUCACUGGAAACCUUGGAGAAGAAAGAGUCCUUGGAGACUGUCAUUUACAGAUACCCUGCCAAACACCUUCUUUACCUAUGGUCUUUGGGGUUUUUUGUUUUUGUUUUGGGUGGUCUUUUUUUUUGUUUGUUUUUUGGGGUUUUUUUGUAUCAAGUUCAUUGUUUCAUGUUAAUACAGCUGCUGAGAAGAUAAAAUGACUGAAAAAUCUUGUUUACAACUACAGCAUAUAAGGAAAGUGUUCAAGGCCAGAUUUGCCUCCGAUAUUUAACCAGUAAGCCUUAGUUGUACAUAAACACUUUUGCAUCAAGAAAAGCUUUCAGCGAUCACAGAAGACAGUUACUCAACAACUUUUCGGUUUUUUUCUGUGCCACGGUUUCCAGUUUUUCUAUAUUACAUUUUUAUUUCCUUUACAUCAAAGUUUGGAUGUUUAUUUUUUUUCCUUUUAACUAUUCGUGUCCAUGUGUAAGUGCGUGUGUGCGUGUGAAUUUUUUUCCCUUCGUAUGAUGUUUUCACAGCGUUCUCGUUACAAGUACACAUGCCUGUCUCGAUUGCAUCUUUGUGUAGCAAGCAUGUGCUUUGUGGUCUAACCACCUGGAAUUGAAAUGCAAGGUGGAACAUUUGCUUUCACUAUUUGUGCAAUAUGCAUUUAUUUCUUAUAUAAAAUGCUUUAAAGUCGGUUGAAAUUAGAAUACUUUUAUGAGCCCCAUUUUCUGCCUCUAUUGGUCACAUUUUUUUUUAGUUUGUAGUGUAAGGUGUUCAAUACUGUAACCUUCACAUUCAUUUUAGCAGGUACUGAGUGAUGCUGUAUAUAUAAAUGUGUACUGUUUUGAUUUUUUUGGACCACAACAUGGCAUGCUUGAAUAUGUUUCCUUGCUGCAGAUGUCUGUUAAUGCAAAGUAGGCUACUCCAGAAUAGUGUUUAACAAAAUCUGCUAACUUUGUGGUAUAUGGAAUUGAGCUAUUACACAUUAUAUGGAGCCCUAUCUUUAAAAAAGUUUCUACUGUAGUUUUCCUUUUCCUCCCAUUUUCAUUUGAUAGCAUUCACCAUAAUUACAAGUUGCAUCCAUAUUAACUGCUUCACUACAUUUCACAUACCUAUAUUUAUCUGAGUGCUGCCCAAAGUAAUGUGUAUGAAAUAACUUGCAAACCUUGCCCAUUAUUCACAUUAAUGUUUAUAUGCACUGUCAUUGCCAUGUGAAGAGGCACCCUAAUUUGAUAUUACCCAUCAUCGCAGACAAUUUUAUACAUUUCAGUGGCCUUUUUAAAGAUUAAACAAAGUAUUUAAGUGAGGAUGGCUUUUGUUAGAGACAAACAGCUUUUAUAUUUUCAUGAAACCAUGCGAAAACAUGACAUUUUACUGGCACAUAAUUGAUUUCCUAAAACCACUGAAGAGUUCAGCCAUUGAAAUAAAUUGUACAUUAAAAAGCUUGCAGAACUAUUGUAUUAUUGAUCAUAUUGUAUACUAUAUUAAAUGUGAAUUUGUACCCCUUCAUUUAAAAAGGUCAUUGUGUUCUACUGCCUACUUUUUGGGUUG